AUGAAUUUCCAUGCAUUCGUCUAAUCUACUAAAAAUAUAGAAGAAAAGAAGAAAAUUGAUUUAAAUUUAGAUGGAAGAUAUUAUGAUUCAGGAGAAAUUUUACAAGUUACUUCUACAUCCUUUUUAAUUUACAUUACUUCUUUCACAAUCCGCUCUCUCUUUAUCAAGAAAUUCAGUCCAGCUUUCUCUUUAAAAUCUUGGGAUCUUAUUUUACCUCUCUGGUACUUGAAAGUUUAGUCAAAAAAAUAUAAAUAGUCUUAUGAAAAAGAUGAAUUCAAAUCAAAAAUAGAUUAAAUCAUGGAUGGAAAAAUUGAAGAAUAACAAAAAAAUGAAUUUCUUCGCAAAUAUAAUAUGCAAUAUUGGACAAACUCUUAAUACUGGCAUUGA
Tetrahymena thermophila SB210 is the source of this 387-nucleotide messenger RNA. Its product is annotated as transmembrane protein, putative. Lineage: Eukaryota; Ciliophora; Oligohymenophorea; Hymenostomatida; Tetrahymenidae. The record is from RefSeq and is a predicted model, not a curated record. The transcript has a single exon.